CUCGCCGCGCGCACAAGCAAGCGAUCCCCACUCAUAGCGUCCCGACUGCACACCAACACGAGAGGGGGAGAAACUUUCCUAAAACUUUUUUAUCGCCAUUAUCUCGCGUCUUCUCACACAGAGCCGACGUCUCCGUGGAUCUCCUCAUGCGAGGAAAAAGUUUAACAAGUAACUUGCCUUUACGACACGGUUUGAAUAUGCGCGCGCGUUUGUAGCGCUGGUCUUUUGCAGUUUUGCUCUGGUUUUUCUUAGAAAAGUGGCUAGAUUUAACGAAGAGCGCAAAGUCCCGACUGCUUUUCUGUUUGUUUUUGGUUUCGGUCGUUUUUAUUUGUUCCACAUUCGCGGGAGUGUUUUGUUCGCUGUUUUUUUUUAGAGGACUGGUUUUAUUGCUCAAGAAAAUUCAGGUCGCGAGAUUCGAGCGUAGAGGAGAAGUGAAGAAGUUUUAACGCAGAAAGACGCCGCAUCUCCACGAAGAAAUCCGAAGUUGGAAUCGAAGAUAUAUUCUUGUGACUGAGUUGAAUUCCUUUUUUAUCCACGUUUUAUUGCUGCUCAGUUGUUCUAAGUAGUCAGCGAUGAAAAUGAUUGUUGCAUUCACUAUAUGUAUGUCGGUGGUGAUUUUGACGUCGGCUCAGGCGGAUCAGAAGAACUGUAAUGAAGUCAGAACUGCCUACAGUUCGAAAGGCUUUAACGUCAAUGAUGUUCCCAACAAAGGAGUGCAGGGAGCCCAUCUGAAAGUGUGUCUGCAUGGUUUUUCCUGCUGUACUCUGGAGAUGGAAGAGAAGUUGAGUCAGCAGAGCCGUACGGACCUGAAAGCCCCCGUCCAUCAGCUUAGCUCCAACCUGCAGAGCACCUUCACCCAGAGACACCGUCACUUUGACCAGUUCUUUAGAGAGCUGUUGAACAAUGCUGAGAAAUCCCUUCACGACAUGUUCGUGCGGACUUACGGCUUGAUGUACGUGAAGAACGCGGAGCUAUUCAAGCAUUUCUUCCAUGAGCUAAGCCGCUACUAUGCCCACGGGAGCAGCGCUGUCAACCUGGAUGACAUGCUGGAGGACUUCUGGGCAGAGCUUCUGGAGCGCAUGUUCCGAUUAGUCAACGUUCAGUACGAGUUCACCAACACGUACAUGGAGUGCGUCAGCAAGCACAUGGAGCAGCUCAAGCCCUUCGGCGAUGUUCCUCGCAAACUCCGCCUGCAGUUGACCCGUUCCUUCAUCGCGGUUCGCACAUUCACCCGCGGCCUUGCACUCAUGCCCGAGGUGGUGGGCAAAGUGUCCACGGUGAGCGCUUCACCGAGCUGUGUGCAAGCAGCUAUGAAGAUGAUGUACUGCCCGUACUGUACUGGCCAGGUGGCACUGAAGCCCUGUAAGAAUUACUGUCUCAACGUCAUGCGCGGCUGCCUGGCCAAUCAGGCGGACCUGGACACAGAAUGGAAUAACUUCCUGGAUGCCAUGUUGGGUCUUGCUGAGAGACUGGAGGGGCCCUUUAACUUCGAGUCAGUCAUGGAUCCUAUAGACGUGAAGAUUUCAGAUGCCAUCAUGAAUAUGCAGGAAAACAGCAUACAGGUCUCGCAGAAGGUGUUCCAAGGUUGUGGUCAGCCCAAACCCAACAGUGCCUUCCGCACCCGGCGCUCCACUAGAGACUCAGGGUUCCCUGGCCGUUUCCGCCCCUACAGCCCUGAUGCCAGACCUACCACUGCAGCUGGCACCAGCCUGGACCGAUUGUUGACGGAUGCCAAAAAGAAACUGAAGCACGCUAAGAAGUUUUGGUCCACCCUGCCAGACACGGUGUGUGUAGGAGAUAGGGUUGCACCAGGUGAUGAGUGCUGGAAUGGCACAGCUAAAAGCAGGUAUGAAUCUAUCGUCAUAGGAAGUGGCUUAGCAAAUCAGGUGUCUAAUCCUGAUGUGGAAGUUGACAUUACCAAACCAGACAUAGUGAUUCGCCGGCAGAUUGCAGUCUUGAAAGAAAUGACCAGCUGGCUGAAGGCGGCCUACACUGGCACCGACAUCUCAUUUAUCAAUGAGGAUGCUGGCAGCGGAGAGGAAAGUGGAAGUGGCUGCGACUCUCCCUCUUGCGAAAAAAAAGACGAUGACAUCUACUUCUCCACCCCUACACCUGUUAAACCACGCUUAAACAAGCCUCAAAAUGGGGAGCAACCCUCUAGUGGAAACCAGUUGGCACCCUGCAGCCUGGCACUUGCAUUGGCAGCACUCCUGCUGGCCCUGCUCACCCCCCACACAAGAUAAGACCAGUCAAGUGAGGAAAAAGACGAGUGUUUAUACGAAUUUGAAAGAGAGUUGAAAACUGCCACAGGACAUUACAGAGUCUGCUCUCAGGAUCACCGUCUGCCUGUCAUCUGGGGAAGACACUCAAGUUAUUAAUUUUCAAAUAACUUCCCUUCAGUGUAUUUUUGUUUGUGUUUAUAAGAACGGACUUCCUUUGUGUACAACUGUACAUUUCCAAGCAGCAUUACACACUCCCUUUUGUCAAAUCUUUCAGCUGAGAUUUAUUCCUCCGUGAUUUUAACGUUCAGAAUCAACUGUUCCUCAUGAUUGUUAUUUUCGGUUAUGGCUCUAAAUGAAUGUUAGUGACUGCUGUGUGUUUGAAUGUAGGUCAGACUGUGUGGAUGGAUGUGUGUUUGUGUAGAUCUGUGUGUGUGAAUGGCUGUAUAUAUCAUCGGAGCGCUUUCCCUAAGGUAAAUAAUUAAUCAACCUAUAUAACACAUGUAUAAACUGAUUUAAGCAAAGCUGUAUGAUGUAUUCAGACUUUUUAGACAGACCUUUUAACCCAUUUGGAGUGUGUGUGGGGUGUGCAUGUGUGCUUGGAGGCGUAGUUAGCUGCCAAUCACAUAUUAUUUCCUGGAUGUUAUUAAGGUAGAGAAAAACCACAUGUUGCCUUAUAUUCUCACAAGAACAUGUGUGUAAACAGUGCUGCCUUAUGAAUGAAAUCGGCGAGGAGUGGGCUCCCAGACUUGGAGAGGAAACAGUUGUUCAUCUGAUAGGUUUGAUUUUGCUGGUUUUAGUUUUUGUAGGUGUUUUGUUUCCAAGCAGUUUCACUGCCCCAUCUCAUAGCAUCUCAAAUACUUUGUGGUUCGGCGAAUGUAUAACUUGAGAGUAUAGUCUUCACUAAUGACUUAAUUGUCUGCAUUGUGUGUCAUGAAGAAGGAGUUUUGGUUUGGUAAGUUCCGUUUGAUCAGUAAGUUGAGCCGUUGAUGAAAAGGCCCCUCAAAGAAGGCAGAACUAACAAUGGUCCUUCAUGUGGAUAGACAUGCAUUCUGCAUAAUGUGGACUGUAUGGCCUGAGUAAAGUUGCUAUGUAAUAUAUGGACUCAUUAUGAACUAAUAGGAGAACCAGCUGGACAAGAGUGUACACUACAGAUGGCUUCAGUCUGAGCUGUCAAGAUGGAAAUGAAUAAUGAUGAAAUUUACACAGGGUUUUAUGUGGAGUUGUUUAUUUUGCUAGAAGUUUAUUGUAAGGUAUUAAUGGUAUAAAACCAUAUAAAAGGUACUGCAGCAAAUUUCCCUCGACCAGAAUAAUAACCGGUGCUGAUUUGAGAGUGUGGGUGGCUAAUUAGAUUUCUAUCAAUUGUUUUUUUUUGUUGCUUUCUACGUUUGUUCUUUUCCCAUUCCUUGCAGAUUUCAUAAUCUCAAUCGGCAUCGGUACAGUAUUUGAAACCAUUCCUCAUAUAGAGCAAUGGACAGUGUGUUUGGUACGAUCCAACACUUAAACAACUGUUUUUAUCCUUUUAAUCGAUGUGGCUAUGCAUGUGGGUUCAAAUGUCUGGCAAGUACAAAAACGCUUUCAACCCACCUCUCAGAAAACUAUUCCCUACUCACUGUUGUACAGUAAGUUAUUUAACCACGUCUUUUUUUUUUUUUAUGGUAUUCGCAAACAUGCUUCCAGAUUGUUUUCCUUGGUAUCUUAUUUCAGUAUUCAAAAUAUUUAUGUAGGUGAAUGCUGUCUAAUGAUUUCACAAUUUAACUGAUGUUUUUUUUUUUUUUUUUGGCUUCAGAUUUCAUGUUUAAUAUUUAGAUUUUGUAAACCAAGCUACCAUAAUCAGAUUUUAUUUUUCAUUUAUAGUUUUAUGAAAGGGAGUGUGAAAAUUGUACAAGCUGAUGCAAGGACAGGGCUGGCCAUAAGUCCUUGAUUGUUCCUGAUGUCACAUGCACUUUUAUUAUUGGCAUUCAGAUACCUCACAGCAAGAGAGUUUUAAUCAUAUCCGCAACAUGCAUUUGAGCCUAAAUGCUAUUUGAUUAAUUCAUUUGAUACAGAUGUGCCUAUGGAUGAAUGGCCAGUCCUAUGACAUGAAAACAAACUUGUCAGGAGCCUGAAAACCAUAACGAUCUCUGUAUGGCAGUAAUGCUCCUCACCUCAAAGUGGUUGUUUUUCCAGGCCGAUGUGUUAUGUGUGCCAUGAAUAGGAAGGAAUGUGUUUUCAAUCCUUUCGUAUGACCCAAAGCUUCCCAAUAUCACGUGUUUAAGAUGGAUUUGAAAUUAUAGACCAUGAAAGUGUCUUGUUCAUAACAACUAGUAUAUGUUGAGCUACUCCGAGUCAAUGUGAAGAUGACAUGGACACUUGAUUGCAGAGGAUCCCUCUCCUAAUCCAAUCUCAUCUUAGUCUGAAUACUGAACUUCAGAUGGACUGAUUGCAGUUGCUAUUUUCCUGCAGCCAUGUACAUCAGUGCAGUCAUCUUUGAUGAGGAGUAAGUGACUGGAGAAAAAAAGAAGAGAAUUGUAAAUAAUGAGCAGUCAUUUUAGUGGUCUCUGAGAGAUGUUCAUCAGAUUUUACCCAUUCAGAUUAUCUGCUUAAUUUGGGCAAAACAAAGAGAUAGAUGCUAAAAAUGUAAGAGAAGUUAUAUUAAACGUUUCCUAGUCUUGAUGCAAUAAAGACUGCAGAUAUUUAAAUGUGUUGUCAUUUGUGCUUUGCUCUACCACUACUCCAACUACUGUGUAAAUAACAUGAUUGCUCUGGAAAUCUCUUUGAAAGACCCCUUAAUUAAACACUUAUAUGUGGCCUCAG
This is a messenger RNA of Xyrauchen texanus (razorback sucker), 5015 nucleotides long. Its product is annotated as glypican-4-like. Gene Ontology annotation, biological process: regulation of signal transduction; cell migration; regulation of protein localization to membrane. Gene Ontology annotation, molecular function: protein binding. The transcript has 9 exons. Lineage: Eukaryota; Metazoa; Chordata; Actinopteri; Cypriniformes; Catostomidae. The coding region runs from base 573 to 2243 and encodes 556 amino acids. Gene Ontology annotation, cellular component: synapse; cell surface; extracellular region. The record is from RefSeq and is a predicted model, not a curated record.